CAGCGACCAUGGUUCGGUUAAUCACCCACAAUUUACUCGCAUGCCAUGUCAAAGGAUGUACUACAAAUAAUUUUCCACUCAUAUUUCAGGAUGUCGAAGUUGAACUACAAGAAACAGAAUUCAACCCUGACUUCAUCCGGAAUAUGCUGUCUCGAUUGGAAUGGACUGCGUUGGUAAAUGCUGCGAAGCAGGUCGGAGACACAUCGCUACCUCCAGAACAACCAGACAUGAUGGACGACGAGCUACUUCAGAAGCUUCAUCAUGUUUUAAUGGAGAUCAAUGUUACUGAUGGUGCGAUGGUCUGUCAAAAUUGUAACCACAUAUACCCCAUAUCUAAUGGGAUCCCAAACAUGUUAUUGGCCGAACAUGAAAUCGGCUAAAUCAUGAAUAAAAAAUUGUAGCUUACUCUGAGAUUUUGCUAUUGGCCACUUCAUUCUCGAUGGCAAGGCGCACUAUUAACCUCAAAAAUGACCUUCACGUGUUGGACAUGUUCCGUCGAUCUUAUCAUGCACUCGAUCACAGUGUUCGCGACCGACAACCAUGGGUAUUCAACAGGUUCCUAAUAAAUAGCAAUGCUGUGACACAAUCCGCAUCUCUCUUAUGUGCACUGGUGUCGCCAGACCUAGAGGAUGUGUAGUACAACGAUAAAUUAUUCCAGCACGCCCUUUCUUUAUGACCAUAGAUGGCCUCGAUGAUCGAUGUUCCGAACUGUGGGUAAUCAAGGGCAGCCUGAGGAAGCGGAAGGAAGUGUUCCGUUCAACUCAGUUUCUUACUGAUUUUGUAGAAGUGCGUAGUCUCCUCGGCCAAGGACACCCACCUUCCAUCGUCGA
This is a messenger RNA of Suillus discolor, 830 nucleotides long. RefSeq lists its product as uncharacterized. Bases 9 to 380 code for a protein of 123 amino acids. Lineage: Eukaryota; Fungi; Basidiomycota; Agaricomycetes; Boletales; Suillaceae. The transcript has 4 exons. The record is from RefSeq and is a predicted model, not a curated record. Gene Ontology annotation, molecular function: protein heterodimerization activity. Gene Ontology annotation, biological process: rRNA (guanine-N7)-methylation; tRNA methylation; peptidyl-glutamine methylation.